Messenger RNA from Daktulosphaira vitifoliae (grape phylloxera), 1253 nucleotides. It is a transcript of the gene Arpc5, whose product is annotated as actin-related protein 2/3 complex subunit 5-B. Gene Ontology annotation, molecular function: actin filament binding. The coding region runs from base 134 to 589 and encodes 151 amino acids. The transcript has 3 exons. Gene Ontology annotation, cellular component: Arp2/3 protein complex; actin cytoskeleton; cytoplasm. NCBI's taxonomy places the organism in Eukaryota, Metazoa, Arthropoda, Insecta, Hemiptera, Phylloxeridae. Gene Ontology annotation, biological process: cell migration; Arp2/3 complex-mediated actin nucleation; regulation of actin filament polymerization. The record is from RefSeq and is a predicted model, not a curated record.
GUUAUCAAAACAGUCGUCUGCCGAUAAAACGACUGACUUGAUAUUUUAACUGAGUAGUGCGUUGGUCUCACCUGCUUACAAAAUUAUUCGUGUGAACAUCUUUUUUUAGUAUUUAUUAUUCCCGGAUUUUAAAAUGUCUUCAAACACCAGAAGUUCAGCUUUUCGUAAAAUUGACGUAGAUCAAUUCAAUGAAAAUUUUAAAGAUGACGAGCAAACAGAAUUUCAGUCUCCAACAUCUAUACCUGAUGAGGCGGAAAUCACUAAAUUAAUUAAUCAAGGAAAUCUCGCUGAAGCUUUAAAAUCUGCAUUGAAAAAUGCUCCUUUAGGUUCUAAGAAUCAACAAUUAAAGGACAAUGCAUUGAAUGUAGUCAUGAAAGUUUUAUUGGGUACUAAAGUAUCCCAAAUUGAUGAAGUUGUAGCCCAAUUGGAUAUUGAUACAAUUGAUAUUUUGAUGAAGUAUAUUUAUAAAGGUUUUGAAAAAUCUACAGAAAAGAAAAGCAGCCAUUUACUUAUGUGGCAUGAAAAAGCUUAUGCUCUUGGUGGUGCUGGAAGUAUAAUUCGAGUGUUAACAGAACGAAAAAGAGUGUAAUCCAUAUUAUAUAUUUAUCUGGGCAAAUAUUUAUUUUAUGGUCUCCUUGGAAAAUCAAACAAUAUUUCCAUUUGAAAUCAAACUUAUUUAAUAACCCAUAACUUCAUCUAGAAUCAUUGUUAAAAACUCUUAAACAUUUUGUAAUUCUGUCUAACUAAAUUUUAUUAAUCAUGUUUAAUAUUUCAAAAUAUUAAUUUAUAUUUUAUCUGGUAGCAUUAAACAAUGGCGACUGAAAUAAUUUGAUGCUUUCUAAGUAUUAUUAAUAAGUCUAAUAUAUUAUGAUAAUUUGUUCAAAUUAACCAUAAACGAUUUUAAUUUUUCAAACAGAUGUCCAAUAUAAUAAAUAAAGUUGUUAAUUUAUAUCCCCUCAAUGAUUAAAAGUUGAUGCCUGAUCAUGUUUUAGAAAAAGUUUUAUUUAAGUUGUGAGUAUUAUUACAAAUUGUUUUUACUUAAAGAAAUUAUAGUGUUAAUAUUAUGAUUUCAUAAGUUUAUAAAGUAUAAUUGAAGCAUUUAUAUUGUAACAUAAACAUUUAGAAUUACGAUUAUUCUAAGUUAAGAUAAUUGAUGAAAAAAAAUUGCCAUUCUAGACUUGGACUUACAAUUUUAUUGAGAUUCAACGAGUGAGUUGUAAACCUAUUUUUAUAAUAAAUGUAUUAAAAUUUAA